Messenger RNA from Budorcas taxicolor (takin), 10620 nucleotides. It is a transcript of the gene MEGF8, whose product is annotated as multiple EGF like domains 8. The coding region runs from base 609 to 8978 and encodes 2789 amino acids. The transcript has 41 exons. Gene Ontology annotation, molecular function: calcium ion binding; protein binding. NCBI's taxonomy places the organism in Eukaryota, Metazoa, Chordata, Mammalia, Artiodactyla, Bovidae. The record is from RefSeq and is a predicted model, not a curated record.
GCCGCUCUCGCCCUCCCGUCCCCUCGUCUCUCUGAUCUGGCUCAUCCGGCUCGGACGGGAGUCGUGGGUGGGUGAGCAAGCGAGUUGGUCUAUGGGGUCCAGGCCUGAGCCCCUGAAGACUGACUCCGCCCUGGGCUCCCGCUCGCGCUCCGCCCCUGGCUGGAGCGUUCUCUCUCGGAGGACCCUCCGGUCCAGGACGUGCCCGCAUCCUUGAUGUAGGCCCCCGCCGAACUGUACACCCCUUCGCCCACUGGGGACCCGAGUGGUCUAUAAGGUCCGUUUCGGCCUGCAGCGGCCUGGGACUGUAACUGCUGGACAUCGUUUAUGGGGUCAGCUAGCCUAUGGGGGCCCAUGUCUACAAGAGACUCGCAUGGCCCCUAAGGGUCUGCCCCGUCCAUAACGACCCCCAUUAUAGGGUUUUCCAUGGGUCUGUAGGGCCCACCCCGCCAUCUCCAGAACCCGGCGACAGCGGCUGUCCCAGCGGCUCCUGGACCCCGUUGGUCUACAAGGCCAUGUCCCAUCCAUAGAGGUCGCAUUUGCAGGGCUUCAAACGGGGUGGAAGGCCCUCACCGGGGCUUUACGACCCGUCAGUACGGGAGGAGGCGGCGAUGGCCCUGGGUCGGGCUCUGGCUGUGGCGCUGGCUAUAUCAUUGGCCGUGCUGGGGCCACUAUCUCCUGGAGCCCAGGCAGGGGACUGCAAGGGGCAGCGGCAAGUGCUGCGGGAGGCUCCAGGCUUCGUGACAGAUGGUGCGGGCAACUACAGCGUCAAUGGCAAUUGCGAAUGGCUCAUCGAGGCCCCGAGCUCCCAGCACCGGAUCCUACUGGACUUCCUUUUCCUGGACACAGAAUGCACUUACGACUACCUGUUUGUGUAUGACGGUGACUCCCCCCGCGGGCCCCUGCUGGCCAGUCUGAGUGGGAGCACGCGGCCUCCGCCCAUCGAGGCUUCCUCGGGCAAGAUGCUGCUGCACCUCUUCAGCGAUGCCAACUACAACCUGCUGGGCUUCAACGCCUCCUUCCGCUUCUCCCUGUGCCCCGGCGGCUGCCGCAGCCAUGGACAGUGCCGACCCCCGGGGGUGUGUGUCUGCGAGCCGGGCUGGGGGGGCCCCGACUGCGGCCUGCAGGAGUGCUCAGCCUACUGCGGCAGCCACGGCACCUGCGCCUCGCCCCUGGGACCGUGCCGCUGUGAGCCUGGUUUCCUGGGACGUGCCUGUGACCUACACUUGUGGGAGAACCAGGGGGCUGGCUGGUGGCACAACGUGAGUGCCGGGGACCCCGCCUUCUCUGCCCGUAUCGGGGCAGCUGGGGCCUUCCUGUCCCCACCGGGGCUGCUGGCUGUUUUCGGAGGCCAGGACCUCAACCGCGCGCUGGGGGACCUCGUCCUGUACAACUUCUCUGCCAACAGCUGGGAGCGCUGGGACCUGAGCCCUGCCCCGGCUGCCCGUCACUCCCACGUGGCUGUGGCUUGGGCCGGCUCCCUGGUGCUGAUGGGCGGUGAGCUGGCUGAUGGUACCCUCACCAGCGACAUCUGGGCUUUUAGCCCAAUGGGUGGUGGCCGCUGGGAGCUUCUGGCACCACCUGCCUCCAGUCCCUCGGGGCCCCCCGGCCUGGCAGGUCACGCAGCAGCCCUCGUGGACAACAUGUGGCUCUAUGUGUCUGGUGGCCGCACCCAGCACGACCUCUUCUCCUCCGGCCUCUUCCGUUUCCGCCUCGACGGCACCAGUGGGGGCUACUGGGAGCAGGUGAUGCCAGCAGGUGGGCGGCCCCCUGCCGCCACCGGCCAUUCCAUGGUGUUCCACGCCCCCUCCCGUGCCCUGCUGGUUCACGGUGGACACCGGCCCUCCACUGCCCGAUUCUCUGUGCGGGUGAACUCCACCGAGCUCUUCCACGUGGAUCGGCGUGUGUGGACCACCCUGAAGGGCCGGGAGGGACUUCAGGGCCCACGGGAGCGAGCCUUCCACACGGCCAGCGUCCUGGGCAACUACAUGCUGGUCUAUGGGGGCAACGUGCACACCCACUACCAGGAGGAAAAGUGCUAUGAAGACGGCAUCUUCUUCUACCACCUGGGCUGCCAUCAGUGGGUGUCAGGGGCCGAGCUUGCCCCUCCAGGAACUCCGGAGGGCCGAGCAGCGCCUCCUAGUGGCCGGUACUCACACGUGGCGGCUGUGCUUGGUGGCAGCGUCCUGUUGGUGGCCGGGGGGUACAGUGGCCGGCCCCGUGGGGACUUGAUGGCCUACAAAGUACCCCCCUUUGUGUUCCAGGCGCCUGCUCCAGACUACCACUUGGACUAUUGCUCCAUGUACACGGACCACAGCGUCUGCUCCCGAGACCCCGAAUGCAGCUGGUGUCAGGGGGCCUGCCAAGCCGCCCCGCCUCCUGGGACUCCCUCGGGGGCUUGUCUGGCUGCCAGCUGCCUGGGCCUGAGCCGUCUCCUGGGUGACUGCCAGGCCUGCCUGGCGUUCAGCAGCAGUGCGGCUCCCCCCCGGGGACCCGGUGCCCUGGGCUGGUGUGUGCACAAUGAGAGCUGCCUCCCUCGGCCUGAGCAGGCCCGCUGCCGUGGGGAGCAGAUCUCCGGCACCGUGGGCUGGUGGGGGCCUGCUCCUGUCUUUGUGACCUCCCUGGAGGCCUGUGUCACCCAGAGCUUCCUGCCUGGCCUGCACCUGCUCACCUUCCAGCAACCACCCAACGCCUCCCAGCCUGACAAGGUCUUGAUCGUCCGCAGCACGACCAUCACCCUGACGCCGAGCUCAGAGACCGAUGUGUCCCUGGUCUACCGUGGCUUCAUCCACCCGCUGCUGCCGGGAGGCCCUGGAGGGUCUGGGGCUGAGGAUGUGGCCGUGUGGGCCCGGGCGCAGCGCCUGCAUGUGCUGGCCCGGAUGGCCCGGGGCCCGGAUGCAGAAAACAUGGAGGAGGUGGGGCGCUGGGUGGCACAGCAGGAGAAGGAGACGAGGCGGCUGCAGCGCCCAGGGUCAGCUCGCCUCUUCCCACUGCCCGGCCGGGGCCACAAGUAUGCAGUAGAGAUCCGGGGCCAGCUCAAUGGCUCAGCAGGCCCCGGGCACAGCGAGCUCACCCUGCUGUGGGACCGGACUGGCGUGCCAGGUGGCAGCGAGAUCUCCUUCUUCUUCCUGGAGCCCUACCGCUCGUCGGCCUGCGCCUCCUACUCCUCCUGCCUGGGCUGCCUGGCAGACCAGGGCUGCGGCUGGUGCCUGGCCAGUGCCACCUGCCACCUGCGCCAGAGCGGCGCCCACUGCGGGGACGCUGGGGCCGGUGGGUCCCUGCUCGUGCUGGUGCCUGCCCUCUGUCCGCUCUGCGAGGAGCAUCGCGACUGCCACGCCUGCACCCAGGACCCCUUCUGUGAGUGGCAUCAGAGCACCAGCCGCAAGGGGGACGCAGCGUGCAGCCGGCGCGGCCGGGGUCGGGGCGCCCUGAAGAGUCCGGAAGAGUGCCCCCCACUCUGCAGCCAGCGGCUGACCUGUGACGACUGCCUGGCCAACUCAAGCCAGUGCGCCUGGUGCCAGUCCACCCGCACCUGCUUCCUGUUCGCCGCCUACCUGGCCCGGUACCCGCACGGGGGCUGCCGAGGCUGGGACGACAGCGUGCACUCGGAGCCUCGGUGCCGGAGCUGUGACCGAUUCCCGAGCUGUCACGAGUGUCUGCAGAGCCACGAGUGUGGCUGGUGUGGAAACGAGGACAACCCCACGCUGGGCCGUUGCCUCCAGGGGGACUUCUCAGGGCCUCUGAGUGGGGGGAACUGCUCCCUGUGGGUCGGGGAGGGCCUGGGGCUGUCUGUGGCCCUCCCCGCCCGCUGGGCAUAUGCCCGCUGUCCAGAUGUGGACGAGUGCCGCCUGGGCCUGGCGCGGUGCCACCUGCGGGCAACCUGCCUGAACACACCCCUCAGCUAUGAAUGCCACUGCCAGAGGGGCUACCAGGGCGAUGGCGUCACUUACUGCAACCGCACGUGCCUGGAGGACUGUGGCCACGGUGUGUGCAGUGGCCCCCCAGACUUCACCUGCGUGUGUGACCUGGGCUGGACAUCGGACCUGCCCCCUCCAACUCCUGCCCCCGGCCCCCCUGCGCCCCGCUGUUCACGGGACUGUGGCUGCAACUUCCACAGCCACUGCCACAAGCGGGGGCCCGGCUUCUGCGAUGAGUGCCAGGACUGGACGUGGGGGGAGCACUGUGAGCGGUGCCGGCCUGGCAGCUUCGGGAACGCCACAGGCUCCGGCGGCUGCCGGCCCUGCCAGUGCAAUGGGCAUGGGGACCCUCGCCAAGGCCACUGUGACAACCUCAGCGGGCUCUGCUUCUGCCAGGACCACACUGAGGGUGCCCACUGCCAGCUCUGCUCCCCUGGCUACUACGGGGACCCUCGGGCAGGUGGCUCCUGCUUCCGGGAGUGUGGGGGUCGUGCCCUCCUCACCAACGUGUCCUCAGUGGCACUGGGCUCACGCCGGUCUGGGGGGCUCCUGCCUGCAGGUGGCGGGGCAGCAAGAGCGGGGCCUGGCCUGUCCUACUGUGUAUGGGUUGUCUCGGCCACUGAGGUGCUACAGCCCUGUGCCCCCGGGACCCUCUGUCCCCCGCUUACCCUCACCUUCUCCCCCGACAGCAGCACCCCGUGCACGCUGAGCUACGUCCUGGCUUUUGAUGGAUUCCCACGCUUCCUGGACACUGGUGUUGUCCAGUCGGACCGUAGCCUCAUCGCUGCGUUCUGCGGCCAGCGGCGGGACCGGCCCCUCACUGUGCAGGCCCUGUCUGGGCUGCUGGUACUUCACUGGGAGGCCAAUGGCUCCUCAUCCUGGGGCUUCAACGCCUCCGUGGGCUCUGCCCGCUGUGGGUCAGGGGGCCCUGGGAGCUGCCCUGUCCCCCAGGAGUGUGUGCCCCAGGAUGGGGUCCCAGGUGGUGGACUCUGCCGGUGUCCCCAAGGCUGGGCUGGCCCGCACUGCCGCAUGGCUGUGUGUCCUGAGAACUGUAAUGCCCACAACGGGGCGGGGACGUGUAAUCAGAGCCUGGGCGUGUGCGUCUGUGCUGAGGGCUUCGGGGGUCCUGACUGUGCCACGAAGCUGGAUGGUGGGCAGCUGGUCUGGGAGACCCUCAUGGACAGCCGCCUCUCAGCUGACACUGCCAGCCGCUUCCUGCACCGCCUGGGGCACACGAUGGUGGAGGGACCUGAUGCCACCUUGUGGAUGUUUGGGGGCCUGGGCCUGCCCCAGGGGCUGCUGGGAAACCUGUAUAGGUACUCGGUGAGUGAACGGCGGUGGACACAGAUGUUGGCAGGAGCCGAGGAUGGGGGCCCAGGCCCCUCCCCUCGCUCUUUCCACGCUGCUGCCUACGUGCCUGCUGGCCGUGGGGCCAUGUACCUGCUGGGGGGCCUCACAGCUGGGGGCGUCUCCCGGGACUUCUGGGUCCUCAACCUCACCACCCUGCAGUGGCGGCAGGAGAAGGCCCCUCAGACUGUGGAGCUGCCAGCCGUCGCUGGUCACACGCUUACUGCCCGCCGAGGCCUAUCUCUGCUCCUGGUGGGUGGUUACUCCCCGGAAAAUGGCUUCAACCAGCAGCUGCUUGAGUACCAGCUGGCGACUGGCACCUGGGUGUCCGGGGCUCAGAGCGGGACGCCCCCCACAGGUCUCUACGGUCACUCUGCUGUGUAUCACGAGGCCACCGACUCCCUCUACGUGUUUGGGGGUUUCCGCUUCCACGUGGAGCUGGCAGCCCCAUCCCCUGAGCUCUACUCCCUGCACUGCCCUGACCGCACCUGGAGCCUGCUGGCCCCUUCUCAGGGAGCAAAGCCCCGGCCCCGACUCUUCCACGCCUCGGCCUUGCUAGGGGACACCAUGGUGGUCCUUGGGGGGCGCUCAGACCCCGACGAGUUCAGCAGCGACGUGCUGCUUUACCAGGUCAACUGCAACACCUGGCUCCUGCCUGACCUCAUCGGCCCAGCCUCUGUGGGACCGCCAAUGGAAGAGUCUGUGGCUCACGCUGUGGAUGCGGUAGGGGGUCGCCUGUUUAUCUCAGGAGGCUUUGGGGGAGUGGCCCUGGGCCGCCUGCUGGCCUUGUCCCUGCCCCCUGACCCCUGCCGCCUGCUGCCCUUGCCUGAAGCUUGUAACCAGACUGGGGCCUGUACCUGGUGCCAUGGGGCCUGCCUGUCCGGGGACCAGGCCCACAGGCUGGGCUGUGGCGGCGCCCCCUGCUCCCCUAUGCCCCACUCCCCUGAGGAAUGUCGACGUCUGCGGACCUGCAGCGAGUGCCUGGCCCGCCAUCCCCGGACCCUGCAGCCUGGAGAUGGAGAGGCCGCUGCCCCCCGCUGUAAGUGGUGCACCAACUGCCCCGAGGGUGCCUGCAUCGGGCGCAGUGGGUCCUGCACCUCAGAGAACGACUGCCGCAUCAACCAGCGUGAGGUCUUCUGGGCCGGGAACUGCUCUGAGGCCGUGUGCGGGGCGGCCGACUGCGCGCAGUGCACCAGGGAGGGCAAGUGCAUGUGGACGCGGCAGUUCAAGAGGACAGGGGAGACCCGCCGCAUCCUUUCGGUGCAGCCCACCUACGACUGGACGUGCUUCAGCCACUCGCUGCUGAAUGUAUCCCCGAUGCCGGUGGAGUCAUCACCCCCGCUGCCCUGCCCCACACCCUGUCACCUCCUGCCCAACUGCACCUCCUGCCUGGACUCCAAGGGUGCUGACGGGGGCUGGCAGCACUGCGUCUGGAGCAGCAGCCUCCAGCAGUGUCUGAGCCCGUCCUACCUGCCCCUGCGGUGUAUGGCCGGAGGCUGUGGGCGGCUGCUCCGCGGACCCGAGAGCUGCUCCCUGGGCUGUGCUCAGGCAACCCAGUGCGCCCUCUGCCUGCGGCGCCCCCACUGUGGCUGGUGUACCUGGGGGGCCCAGGAUGGGGGCGGCCGCUGCCUGGAGGGUGGACUCAGUGGCCCCCGUGACGGGCUGACGUGUGGGCGACCUGGGGCCUCUUGGGCCUUUCUUUCCUGCCCCCCGGAGGACGAAUGUGCCAACGGGCACCAUGACUGCAAUGAGACCCAGAACUGCCACGACCGGCCCCACGGUUACGAGUGCAGCUGCAAGGCAGGCUACACCAUGGACAAUGUGACGGGGCUGUGCCGCCCGGUGUGCGCCCAGGGUUGCGUGAAUGGCUCGUGUGUGGAGCCCGACCACUGCCGCUGCCACUUCGGCUUCGUUGGCCGCAACUGCUCCACGGAGUGUCGCUGCAACCGUCACAGCGACUGCGCCGGCGUGGGGGCCCGCGACCACUGCCUGCUCUGCCACAACCACACCAAGGGCAGCCACUGUGAGCAGUGCCUCCCACUGUUCGUGGGUUCAGCCGUGGGGGGAGGGACCUGCCGGCCCUGCCACGCCUUUUGUCGCGGCAACAGCCACGUCUGCGUCUCCAGGAAGGAGCUUGAGAUAGCCAGGAGGGAGCCGGAGAAAUACUCGCUGGAUCCAGAUGAGAUUGAACAGUGGGUGACAGAGGGUCCCAGUGAAGAUGAGGCUGUGUGUGUGCACUGCCAGAAUAACAGCUACGGGGAUAAGUGUGAGAGCUGCCUCCACGGCUACUUUCUCCUCGACGGGAAAUGCACCAAAUGCCAGUGUAAUGGCCACGCGGACACGUGUAAUGAGCAGGAUGGGACAGGCUGCCCAUGUCAGAACAACACAGAGACAGGCACGUGCCAGGGCAGCUCCCCCAGUGACCGCCGAGACUGCUACAAAUACCAGUGUGCCAAGUGCCGAGAGUCAUUCCACGGGAGCCCGCUAGGGGGCCAGCAGUGCUACCGCCUCAUCUCCGUGGAGCAGGAGUACUGCCUGGACCCCACGUCCCAGACCAACUGUUUCCACGAGCCCAAGCGCCGGGCUCUGGGCCCCGGCCGCACUGUUCUUUUUGGAGUGCAGCCCAAGUUCACCAAUGUGGACAUCCGCCUGACGCUGGACGUGACCUUUGGCGCCGUGGACCUCUAUGUCUCCACCUCCUAUGACACCUUCGUGGUCCGCGUGGCUCCUGACACCGGUGUCCACACCGUGCAUAUCCAGCCGCCACCGCCUCCCCCACCCCCCCCACCCCCUGCUGACGGUGGUCCCCGGGGACCUGGGGAUCUGGGGGGACCCGGGGCUGGAGGUGGGCCGGCUACCCCAGCAGAGCCACGAGUGCGGGAGGUCUGGCCACGGGGCCUGAUCACCUACGUGACAGUGACAGAGCCGUCGGCGGUGCUGGUGGUCCGUGGCGUGAGGGACCGGCUGGUCAUCACCUACCCACACGAGCACCACACCCUCAAGUCCAGCCGCUUCUACCUGCUCCUGUUGGGUGUGGGAGACCCAAGUGGGCCCAGUGCCAACGGCUCAGCUGACUCGCAGGGCUUGCUCUUCUUCCGGCAGGACCAGGCCCACAUUGACCUGUUUGUCUUCUUCUCCGUCUUCUUCUCCUGCUUCUUCCUCUUCCUCUCGCUCUGUGUGCUGCUCUGGAAGGCCAAGCAGGCCCUGGACCACCGGCAGGAACAGCGCCGGCACCUGCAGGAGAUGACCAAGAUGGCCAGCCGCCCCUUCGCCAAGGUCACCGUCUGCUUCCCGCCGGACCCUGCCGCCCCAGCCCCUGCCUGGAAGCCUGCCGGGCUCCCGCCACCCGCCUUCCGCCGCUCUGAGCCCUUCUUGGCACCUUUGCUGCUGACGGGGGCCGGCGGGCCCUGGGGACCUGUAGGAGGCGGCUGCUGCCCACCGGCCAUCCCCACCACCACUGCCGGCCUGCGAGCCGGGCCUAUCACCCUUGAGCCCACAGAGGAUGGCAUGGCCGGCGUGGCCACACUGCUGCUCCAACUGCCUGGUGGGCCCCACGCACCCAACGGCGCCUGCCUGGGGUCAGCGCUCGUCACACUGCGGCACCGGCUGCACGAGUACUGCGGUGGCGGCGGGGGCGCUGGGGGCAGUGGGCACGGGGCUGGUGCGGGCCGGAAGGGGCUGCUGAGCCAGGACAACCUCACCAGCAUGUCCCUCUGACCCUUGGCGGGACCUUCAGCCCCAGCAGUCGAGUCCCUUUAGGGUGGCCGCCCUGGACUUGGGGUCCCUCCAACUGGGACACUGUUCUCAGAGACCUCCGGUUCCUUUCCCCUGGGGGGAGGGUCCCCAGACAGAGCCUUCUUUGUUCUGCGUUCAACAAUUACUUACUGAUUACCUACUAUGCGUACCUACUAUGCGCCAGGCACUGUUGAAGACACUGGGCGUGAGUAGGAACCGAGACAGUCAAGGUCCCUGGUCUCGCGGGAGUUUAGGGCCCAGUGCCGGGAGUCAGUCUACGUGCGCAUGCGCGCGCCCACGCGCAAACGAGGAAAAGCAUGUCUGAACCGGGCUAGCGGUGUGAGUUAGCAACGGGGUGAGGGACCUUGGGGUCGUCAGUUGUUCAGUGUGCGGAGCUCGAAGCUCAACUUUAAGAAGGAAACCGACUGUGGGAGGAGCUGUGGGGAGCGGGAUCCAGGCAGAAGGAACUGCGAGGACAGAGGCGGGAAGUGGCUGAUGUUACUGAAAAGGGUCGGAAAGCUGGCCAGUGUGGCCCUGACCAGAUGUGCAGAGGCGGUGGGGUCAGGGUCGAGCAGGGGGCGGAUCACCCGGGGCCCAUCGACCCCGAGUAGGGCUUGGGGUUUUAUUCUCAGGGCGUUGGGAAGCCAUUGGACAGUCUUCUGAGGGAGAAUGACAGGAUCCGAUGUAUUUAAGAGGUCACUCAGCUGUGUGGAGAAUAGACAAGAGAUGCCGAGAGAAGCCGCAGGGGGACAGGACCCGAGAUGGGCCAGGUCAGGGCAGAGGCUGUGAGAGGAGUCUGGGACAGAAGCGGGAGGUGAGUGGAAGGAUGUUAGGACGGCAUACAUGGACAUCGGAGCAGGGGAGGGAAGGAGGCCAGGCUGACGCCAGCUUUGUGGCCCAAAGUGUGGGCCAAGGUGGGACAGACGGGCUGUGGGGGAAGAUUAGUAGGAGUCCAGCUUUAGACCUGAGAUGCCUUUCAGCGACAUCUCCUCAGUCAGGUCCCAUCAGGGACACAGCCGCUGCCCUGAGGAUCUCGGCAGAGGGGGCUGAGUGUGGGGGUUGGCCCAGUAGUGAAGGAGGGGUGCUGCUGAGAGGAGACUGGAAGUGGAGCCGCCCAGCGAGCCACAGCAAGAUGCUGUUUCUGCUACCACGAGGCUGCAGGGACGAGCUCAGGUGGUGUUCCCCGAUACCCGGGCCAGUGUCGCUGCGCUGCCAGGGCGCAUGAGGAGACAAAGCCGCUGCCUGAGGUUGUGGGGGAGGGGAAUAGAACUAUUCCAGGUUGGGAAUAGAAAUGACAGUUUUCAACCUACAGCUCUCUUCCCAGAUGACGUUGCCUUGAAGCAGCAUCUGGCCUUUCCCCAGGGCCUCCCCUCACCCCAGCUGCCACCUUGGACUUCUGAGCCCUUCUGUCCCUAGGACUGCCCCGCCUCCCCCAUUCCUGACCAUCUUGAACUUCGGACUCCUUUCCCAAGACUCCACCCCCCCCAGCUGUGUUUUGAACCUUGGAAAGCGGGGACCCUGUGUCUUCCUGUCUGCUGGGGGCCUUCGUCUAAGAGGCUGAUCCCUGUGUGCCAUCAGAGGCUGUGGGAAAUUGGGGGAGCAGUAAAAGCAACAAAUAAAGAGU